Acanthosepion pharaonis is the source of this 885-nucleotide messenger RNA. The record is from the annotation of a GenBank genome assembly. Lineage: Eukaryota; Metazoa; Mollusca; Cephalopoda; Sepiida; Sepiidae.
AUGUAUCGACGUUUUCUUUUCUUUAUUCUCAAUUCUUUAGUUACUUUCUAUUUUUCUGCUGAUUCAUUUUUCCUUGUCGGCUUUUCUCUCCGGCAAUUCCUUUCCUUAAUUCCCAAUUAUUCUGUUUCUGUCUUUUAUUCAUUCAUUAACUUUUCUUUCUUGAGUUCAUUUUUUCCUCUUUCGUUUUUCCUCAAUCUUUGCUUUAAUUUUUUUCUCUUUUUUAGGCGUUCCUUAAAUUUUUCUUUUCCCUUUCGUACUCUCUUUUCUUUACUUUUACCUUUUUCUCCAUUUUCUCUUUCUUUGUUUAUUUCUUUUUCAGAUGUUCCCUUUUCUUUUCCUUAUUUUCUCUAUUUUCUUUUUUUCCAAACUUACAUUUUAUUACUCUUAUUUUAUCUUUUCUUCUUUUUCUAUCAGGAAUUCCUUAAUUUUCUUUUACCUCUUUUUCUCAAUAGUUUUUCCUUUCAUUUUCCUCAUUUUUUUCUUCCUUUAUUUAGACAUUCGUUAGUUUUUUUUUUCUCAAAUUUUCUUUCGUUUUUUCUCAGCCUUUCCUUUUAUUUCUUUCAUUUUCUUUUUCUUUCUCUAGCGUUCUUUUACUUUCUUUUUUCUCUAUUUUAUCUUUCGUUUUUCCGUCAUAUUCUUUCUUUUUCAGGCUUUCUUUUUCUUGUUUUUCUCUUUCCUUUUUCUUCAGCUGUUCCUUUUUACGUCCCUUCUUUCUUUCUUUCUUUCUUUCUUUCUUUCUUUCUCAUGCAUCCCUUUACUCUUUUUUUUCGAUUUUCUUCAUCGUUUUUCUUCAAUCUUUCACUGUAUUUCCUUCUUUUUCUUUUUCUUUAUUUCUUUCUACUUUUCUUUUUCAUAAGUUUCUUUAAUUUCUUUCUUUCCCCCUGA